CCGGCGCAAUGCAGCUAAUCGUUUGCACCAGACAGACAGAGGGCUACUGUGUGCGGCUCCGCGGCGGCUUGGUGCGCCGGGCGGUCAAACUGCCCCCGCGGCCCGAGGCGCUGCAAACGAGACCGGAGGCUUCCCCGACGCUGCUUUAGUCCCGCAGCCUGACCAUGAACCCCGGGGCUCUUCUCUGGCUCCUGCUCCUGGCUGCCCCUCGUCCCCGUCCCGGGACCGUGCGGGCCAAGGUGGUGAGAGAUUUCCAGGAGUGCAACUGGUUCUUCCGGGAUAAGGUGCCGCCGCAGGGGUUUGGAAAUGACAGCGCGAGCAACCUGCUGCGGAUCUGCCAGAAAUACAAGGACAAUUAUCACUUUGCCACCCUCUACCAGACAGACCACCGGAUCCCGGUGUACUCCGCCUACCGCUACCCCUGCUCCAUGGGCCAGGACGAGGCUUACAGACCCGCUGCCUGGUUCGUGGAACCGCAGAUCGAUAAUCCAAACCUCCCAGACGAAAUGGCGAACAAUAUUAAAUCUCUUGGCAAGCUACAGGCACUGAACUCAGAUUAUAAGGGCGAAGAUUACGAACGAGGACAUGUUUACCCAUUUAAUCUUAAUAACAAGACAAGCGGUACAAGCACGUGCACACUUACCAACGCCGUCCCCAUGACCCCAAAGGCUAACAAGAUUUGGUACCACAAGGUGGAGGCUGUGGUGACAAAGCUGGCGGGAGCAUGUCAUAAAUCGGGUCGGGUAAUGUACCUGGUAACGGGUCCUGCCAACAUCACGGAACAGAAACUGAAGGAAAGGGUCUCGGUGCCUAGGUUUGCAUGGACGGCUCUCUGCUGUGCCCCGCCACAGGAUCAGAGCGAUGAUCCCUGUCAGAAUACCCCCACAAGUGCAGAACUAGAAGGAGAGGAUGAAGUGACGUACAACAGAGACUACUCGUAUGCGUUCAUGAAAGAUUUGGAGUCGGAGGCAGAGGUGGAACAUCUAAUGGUGAAUGAGCUACAACGCCGGCUGGGCGUGGGCAAUAUCUUUAACGGCUGUGGCUCAGGCAGCCAGGAUGAAGGAGAGACUUUUGAAGAGGUCAAAAAUCUUAUCAAACAAAUAGAAACCAGUGUGGCUAAUUCAAAGUUGGAAGAAGACAGUUUACCACAGCCACUUUCCAAAGAUGACAAUGGCAACGACUUGGUGAUAGAGCCAAUUGCAACUCCAAUGGAACUAGCCAGUGAAGAGGUGAAUGAGGCCAUCUGUCCAUCUAUCAUCACCACAGUCUUUAUUCCCUUUGAAAACAUUGCCCAUGCAGUCAUGACCUUUGCUCAACUCUUCGCGGCUGUCCUCCGAGUUAUCCGAGUCUUGGCUUUCACAGUUUUAAGGAUCCCUUUUGGGAUUAUGUACAGUACUGUCAGCUGUCUUACCACCAUGGCUAAGUAUUUGAUUGUCACGGUGUUAUCAGUUCCCCAAGAUCUCUUGUGUAUCGUGGUCAGCAUUGUAUCAGACACCACCAAAAUCAUCUCCUGGUUUGGCAGAUUGAUCAGGUAUCUCAUCCGAAUUUUAUAAGUCUUCACACAAAGGCUCUCUCUGGUGCUUUGUGAAGGGCUUGCCUUUCGUAUGGAGAGACUAUUUAUCCACCAGUCACAGCUUCCAGGGAUCGCCGAUGACCGCCACUAACACGCUCUGAGGAUUCUUCCCUUGCCCCACUAAAAGAGAUGCUAUCCUUAGUCUUCAUAUUCUUCAGGAAGCCCUGCUUUGACCAAACCUAGACAGCUCUAUAGUGGUUGAUAUAUAUCCCUCACUAAUAUGGUUUAUCUAAUCAUUAUUGGAGUGCUGUUAUUGGGAGCUUGCUGUCUGCAAAUUGCCUGCCUCGUUACCUAUAUCUCAAAGGGGAUGACAGUUUGCAUUUCUGUCAUGAAACAUUAAACUAUGUUUUUCUCUCUCCGCAGAUGUUGCCUGGCCUGCUGGGUAUUUCCAGUCAUUUCUAAUCUGGCCUAAUCUGGUCUUUAGGCCAGAUUUUGGGCAUCUGAUGGUAUUUUGCUUUAGUGCUCUUUACAGGUAUUUAAGAUUGUCCGUUAAGGAAAUUGGAAUAUGCUUGCUAAAUCAAUCUUCCAGCAUCUAGGCUUCCAAUUUUUCUCGCAUGAAGUAUCAUUGAUAACCUACUGCAGGGCAGAGUUCCUAAAGGGAUUAUUAUUCACACUGUUUGUGAAGCUCAGUCUCGGUUGUUGACAUAGCCAGUUCGCUUCGUUAUGGAAGCACUGUGAAGAUGGUAGUGGAGGAUUGGAGAAAACGUUGACGACAGAUGUGUUAAUGAAAGUUAAGGCUGUGUCAAAGCCUUACGAUCAACACACUCAUCUUGCAGGAGUAAUGAAUAGAGUCAUAGAACACUACAACACAAAACAGGCCUUUCAGCCUAUCUAGUCUGUACCAAACUACUAUUCUGCCUAAUAUCAUCGACCUGCACCUAGAUCAUAGUCCUCCAAAUCCCUGCCAUCUGUGUCCCUAUCCAAAUCUCUCUUAAAUGUUGAAAUCAAACCUGCAUCCACCACUUCUGGUGGCAGCUCGUUCUACAAUCUCACUCCCCUCUGAGUAAAGAAGUUCCCCUUAAACAUUUCACCUUUCACCCUUAACCCAUGACCUCUGGCUCUAGCCUCACCCAACCUCAGUGGGAAAAGCCUGCUUGUAUUUACCCUGUCUAUACCCCUCAUCAUUUUGUAUUCCUCUAUCAAAUCCAAUCUCCCCUCAUUCUCCUAUGCUCUAGGGAAAUAAAGUCCUAAAUAAUUAACUAUGAACAUAAUUUAGAGAAGAUUUCACCCUUAGAAUGGAAAUAUUAGGGUGGUCAGAAAGGAGGUUUUAGAAAAAGGUUAGAUUAGGUAAUUAGAAUAGGAAUUGGCUUAAUAUUGUCAUAUGUACCAAGAUACAAUAAAAAAAUCUUGUCUUGCAUACUGUUUAUACUGAUCAAAUCAUCAGAUUCAGAGUGAGAUUCAAAUUUAUUUAUCACAUUUACAUAGAAACGUAACAGUUUCAAAGAUGUGCGGGGGAGGGGAGAGAGUCCCACAGGUGACACCGCACAAUCUGACGCCAACGUAGUAUGCCCAUAGUGCUUUGGCAGAACAACGGGUGCCACGGUAGCGGGGCAUUCCCCGAGUUUGGAGUUCACUUCCGGCGCCAAUCUGUAAGGACUCUCAGUAGGUCCUCCCGCGGGACGGACGGGGUUUACCCCGGUGUCCUCCCAAAGUCCAGCGAUAGGCUGGGUAGGUUAAUUGGUCAUUGUAAACAUCAUCCUAACUGGGAAACACUGGCUAAUUCAUUAGGUAUACCUGAACGACUGAGUGCAAAUGCAAAUAUCUAAUCGUGCGGCCGCAACGAUUGAUGGUGUCGACAUAAAACAUGCGGGGGGCUCGGUUGUGGUUCAGAAUGGGGAAGGAAUGGAAACUGAGUGACUUUCACCCUGGAAUGAUUGUCGGUGUGGGAUUUUCACACGCAACCGUCCCCGGAGCUUACAGAGAAAGGUGUGAACGACGGAAGACAGCCAGCGAGCAGCAGUUCUGUGGGUGGGAGCACCUCGUUACUGAGCAAGGGCAGAGGAGAGUGGCCAGACCGGCUCAAGCUGGGAAGGCGACAGUGACUCAGAUAACGACAGAGGUGUGCAGAAGAGCUUCUCUGAAAGCUCAACACGUCAACACUUAAGUGGGUGGGCUGCAGCAGCGGAAGACCCCGAGCAUACCCUCCGUGUCCUCUUUAUUAGGUAUAGGAGGUAAAGUGGGUGUGUAUUCUCGUUUUCUCAAUGUCACUGGGUCAAAAUUCCAACCAUAAUGUAGGGGCACCUUCACCAAAAAAAACCCCACAGCAUUUCAAUGAGUCACCACCAUCAGCCAGCCACCACUGGACUUGCCAGUGACACUCGCCUUUCGAGAAUCACAGCUAGGAAACCUAGGUGUUCAAGGAUGGUUUUAAUGAAGUUCACCGACUGUGGAGAAAUGUCACUCACAAAGCUGUCGGGUUAGAGGUACUGAAGCACACUGCCAGCUACGAGCACAGGCUGGGCUGUCCGAAGCAACAGAAGUGCUCCUGAAAUGGCCAAGAAUUUAUAGAAUGACAAAUGCAGGAAAUAAAUGAGUAGGAGCAGGAUGUUAGGGAAUUGAGUGCCCAUUCGAGAUUGUUAAUCGGCAGUCUUCAGGACACAAGGGUGAAAAGGACCAUGGUUGUUCCAGAUCUGAUACAGCAUAAAGUACACACGACACGCAGAAUAUCUGGGCACCAUGGUUAGCAUAGCAGUUAGCCUGACGCUAUUAUAGCCCAUGGCACUGGAGUCCGGAGUUUAAUCCCAACAUCAUCUGUGGGGAGUUGUAACCCUUCCCCCUGGAAUGCCUGGAUUUUCCCCAGGUACUCUGGUUUCCUCCCACAGUCCAAAAACAUACCAGUUACUAGGUUAAUUGGUCAUUUUAGAUUGUCCUGUGAUUAGGCUGGGGUUAAUUCAGGAGUCGCCGGGAGUGUGGUGCAUUAGGGCAAGGAGGGUCUGUUCUGGGCUGUAUCUCAAUCAAUAAAAUAACAACAAAGAUCACAAUAAAUGCAACAGCAACCCUAUAAAACACAUUAUGGACUGAUUGUAUGUACACCAGGGGCUGUGUGUGUGGUAAUGGUGGUGGGGUGAGUUAAUGGUGUUGAUCAGUCCAACCGCUCGUUUUUGGAUCUUGUGGUCCCGGUGUGGGGGCUACGUAGCCUCUGCCCUGGUGGGAGUGGGGUAAACUGUCCAUGAACAGGGUGGGGGGGGGGGAAUCCUUCGUGAUAUUACUGGCUUUCUUCCAGUAACUCUCUGACAGUACGUCCUUGAUGGCAGGUGGGCUGGUGCUGGUGACUGGGGGGUUUGUGUGAGCACGGACUGAGGCAGACACACCACGAUGGUUCCCAUCUGUCAUUACCUUAUGAAACAGAGAAUACCAAUGAAAUUGAAUGUGCUCAUCACUGCACUGGAAAAUUAUAAAUUUAUAGUUCUGCACCUUCUCCAGACACAGAGUAAUUAAUGUCAAGAAAUCAUUUGGGAAUGCAUAUUCUGUUUCAUUGUAGUGGGAUAAUGCUGGCUGAAGUCACACAAGAAUAUAAAUGGCAUUGAUAUAAGGUGUUUGUAGUCGAUGUUAUUUGUAUGGAUUUUGUGAUGGGUUUGACCUUCAAUAAAUUACUACAUCUUAAAAGGA
Molecule: messenger RNA, 5182 nt
Organism: Hypanus sabinus (Atlantic stingray)
Lineage: Eukaryota; Metazoa; Chordata; Chondrichthyes; Myliobatiformes; Dasyatidae
Product: endonuclease domain-containing 1 protein-like
Exons: 2
Coding region: 165-1553 (462 amino acids)
Molecular function (GO): hydrolase activity; nucleic acid binding; metal ion binding
Source: RefSeq, a predicted model, not a curated record